Nymphalis io (European peacock) is the source of this 2564-nucleotide messenger RNA. Its product is annotated as centrosome-associated protein CEP250-like. The transcript has 18 exons. The record is from RefSeq and is a predicted model, not a curated record. Lineage: Eukaryota; Metazoa; Arthropoda; Insecta; Lepidoptera; Nymphalidae. Bases 68 to 2479 code for a protein of 803 amino acids.
AAACUGUCAAAAAUUCCAGUUAUUUUUUAAAGGCUUUAAAGUAUAAAAUAUAAAAAAAAUAAUCGCUAUGAUUAAAUCAGCGUGUAACUCAAGUCCAGGCGAAGAUAUUGCAUCAAAAAGAAAACUGACAGUGCGCACCCCAUUUAAGAAAAGGGCUCAUUCCUCAAGUCCUGCUACUCCUAGACCAUGUGCUCCUUCCCAGCCAAGAACGCUGCUAAAAGAUCGAAGAUGUCUUAGUCUACCUCCUCUUAAUAAAAAACCAAAAACAUCAAACGACAGUUUAGAAUAUGCCCAGCAAAAUGUGUUGGCUCAAGAAGACAUGAAUAAAACCAUGCAAUUACAGAAAUGUGAAUUUCAAGAUCAAGUUCCAGAAAAAGAUAUUGUAAUGCCUCAUUGUUUACUAAAUAAAACUAUGAGAGCGUUAGCUACAAAGAAAAGGGAAUUUAUUAAAUCCAAGAAGAACUUAAUUGUUCAACAAAAUUCUUUACUAGAAAGUUACGCUACUUUAAAAGAUUUAGAAUCAAAAGCAGGAAUUGCCGAUGAGGAGUUGGGUGAUAUACGCAUUCUAUCAAUAAAAGGCUGGCCAGCACACGACCUGCUGCUGCUAGUGAGAGAUGACCUCGAAAUGCCAAUGAACUCAGAGAUAAGCGGCAUUUUUGGUCCCCAAGUGUUACAGCAGUUGCAAGCGCAGUUGAAUCAUAUUCCAGAGGAUGUACUUGGUAUGGGCGCUGAGAUCAUGGCACGGCGUAUUGAGAUCUUGACCUUGCUGCGUUACAAGCACCGCAGUGAUCGCGCUACAUACCUCACUAAUAUGGAGUGGAAGGCGAAAAAUGUGGAGUUUGACAACGAAACGGAACAACUGCACAGAAUGGUAGCUGGGACCGCAGAAAAUUUAAAAGCUAAAAUAAACUAUUCUCUUAAUCUUGCCAAAAUACCAUGGAUAGAUCGUGAAACUAUUAUUAAAAAAUCUGAACGUAUACAAAAAGAAAAUGCGCUGCUACAACAUAAAAUUGAAGAGAUUAAUAAAAAAGAAAACGAGGAAACCAAAGAAGCUGGGCCGAAUAAUGAAACUGCUACUAAUUACCAGGAAAUAUGCAAUGAAUUAGCUAAAGAACGAGCUGCUCGGGCGUCACUUAAGGAAGUGGUGUCUGCAGCGGAGAAUAUGCUACGUGUGGCGCGCGGCCGAAUAGUGACAUUAGAGAGACAAUUAAAGGAGACGAAGGUAGAGCUAGAUGUGGUUCGUCGGAAACAUAAAGAUAUGGAACAACUUUAUCGUCAUCGGGAGUCAAGUUACGAUGCACGGUCAAAGAAAUUAAUUGAGGUUUCGAAGACUGGAGAAUUGACAAUAGAAACUUUGUCUCGUCAACGUGAUGCAUUGGAGUUAAGAGUCAAAGAACUACGGGAGCAAGCGGAAGCAGCUGAGCGUGCAGCAGAGAUUCGUGUAGCUGAAGAAAAAUCUCGCAUCGAUACGCUGCAGGCGAAGGUAGCAGAGCAGGAAAAGAACAAGGAAGCUGCUGAAGAAAGAGUCGUUGAGUUAGAAGGACGUGUUAAGGAGUUGCAAGAACAGUUACAAUAUUUACGUGAACGUUCUUUACGAUUAGUUGAUAUAGAGCGCAAACGAUGUCUUGAAUACGUCCCUGUUAAAGAGAAUGAACCAUCAGAUAGAGAAACUGAAAUUUGGAAAGAAUUACAACUAUGUCGUCUGGCUUUGUCUCGUACCGAAGAAGAGCUUCGGCAGAGUCGUGCUGAUAAAGAAAGUUUUUUAAACUCACUGUCUAAGAUUGCGCAAGAGGAAGGUGAUAAGGAAGAUAAAAUGGCAAGUGAGCUAUUAAGUAGAGAACAAAAAAUAAUGAAGUUGCAACAAGUUAUUGAAGAACAACGAGAGAACGAAAAAAUUAUGGAGAAAAGCAUGACCCAAUACGAAAAUCAGCUGGCAUCGUUACGUUUGGAAGUUAUGAGAUUGAGAAAUUAUGACUGUUAUGCUAAGGAAAUCCCAUACCAGGAUUUACAGACAGAGUUGUUGGAGAUGCAUAUGCAAGUAGAAACUCUGACUCGCGAGCGAUCGGCUUUGGUGUCGGCAGCUGCUUCCCGCGCGCUCAUGUUAGAGCGGCAUGAGCGUGCAGCAGAUCUUUUCGCACGUAUGACUCGGGUGCGACGGGAGCUCGCCGCACAUCUCGAUGGACAGACCGAUCCUCCAUCUAACAAUGACGGUAUCCAUAUCGAGGUUUCCAGAUCAUUAUCGUCGGUGUGCGCCUGUUCGGCAGAUACUUGGACGGCACUCCGAGCUGAGCGAGCUCGUGUCCUCCGAUUGGAGAGUGCAGUACUAGCGCAAAGUCUUCAACUGGAAAAGGAAGGAAGAGUCCGGACACAACUUGAACGACGCAGAGCUAUGCUGGAGAGGGAAAUACUUCGCACACGACAUUCUUUAUCAUCCGAUAAAGUUUCACAAAAUCCAAGUUUGAGAUAUAUUUUUUUAUAAUUAAUCUCCUUUAUUUCUUAUAGCGAUAAACUAUCCCAAUGUUGGCAAAUUCAGCGGGCAUCACAAUGGCUGUACAAAGUGACAG